AUUCUAUUUUAUUAAAUUUUUCUACUUCUAUUUUUCAUUGUAAACUGUGUAAAAGAUGGAAAAAAAUAUGAUAAGUUAAUGUUUUAAUCCAUAUAUUUUUCAACGUUAGUUUUCAAGGUCUGAUAAGAAGCUAUAUUUAAGAUAUAUUUUUAAUGUUGUAGAAAUAAUUAAAUGUGAAAUUGUUUGUAUAUUUGUAAAAAAGUAGGCUGUAAAUUUUAAAGGAAAAUGUGCUGUUCUGUGAAAGAUAUUUAAAAAAAAGAACGUUUUGGAAUUUGGAGGAUUUGAGAUUCGCUGGUUGUCGGUCCAACAGGAGGCUCGACUUUGGAGAACACCUUGGUGGGGCCUGUUGACGCGCUGGUUGGAAAGAAGGCAUGCACGAAAGCACGAAGUCGUAAAGGCGAGCGUUCAGUUGUUAAUGCGCCUCCGACAGAGUAACUUAGUGAAAAUUUAUCUUUCAUUAUUUUCACAUGUUUUUUCGAGCUUAUUAAUUUACGUAUCAAAACAUGAAAUAACGAUCGUAGAAAAGUUCCGAGUGAAUUUUCACUCGAUUUUCGCAUUUGAAAGACAACAACGAGUGAGAGAAGAAAACGAAUCGAGGAAUUGAAAGAAAAAACAAAAAAAACUUGCCGACACAAGAAAUUCACGUGAAUAUAAAAUACUUAGCAGUUGUCUUUCGGAUCGGAAAAAAGAAUCGACACUAAAUAUUAAAACAAAAGAUCAUCUUUUUUUCUCGAAAAAAUACAAAAAGAAUAAUAGUAUAUAAACAACGAUCAAAAGAACGACUGAGAAAGCAGGUGUAGAAGAAUGAUGAGAAAUAAAUGAAGGUGGAACACAGGUGCAAUCGCAGGUAGUUGUUUUAUUCGUAUCUAUUCGCUCACAGCGUGCUCAGUCGAGCUUGCAGAAGCAACGGAAGUGGGAAAAGGGAGAAGGGACAUCCAGGAUGUCCGAAGAGUUGCGCACGCAACAUUUAGGGACGCUGUCACACGGAGAGUAUACUAUGCAAACCGAAGAGGAAACUCAGUAUGCUCCAAGGAGCCGACCUGUCAGCUUUUAUGAUAAUUUUAAGGACGUACAAGUUAUGCCAACAUGUGUGACCUCUGCGAUGAGUGUUGGUAAUUUGAGUCAGGUUCGAGAAAACGAUACUACUUCAUCGAGCAUACCACAAAGUAGUAACAAUAAUAAUAAUAAUAAUAGGGUGAGCAGUGCGAUGAGUGCUGGUAACGUUUCCAAGAUUCAGAUUGUUAGAGUUACAGGUGCUCUUUCGAUGGGUAAUAUUGGUAAAACAUAUCGAACGGAUAAAACCGAUAAAGAACUUGGGCGAGCUCCUUCGAUGGCCAAUUGUUUGUCAACCACAGUUCCCGUUAAUCUAGCUGCUUCGCAAAUAGCAGGUCGACACACACCCACCAGAAAUUCCCUCAGGCACAGCAGAAUGAUCGUGCUGAAUCGAAGUGGGCAGAGAGCACAAAAAUUCUUACCACCAUUAGUUUAUCAUCGACAAUUGGCUAGGUGUUUGGCAGCAUUACAGACCAUUCUUGGGAUUGCAAUUACUUCAUUGUCGUUAUGGUUGUUAUUGUGGGCUCCAAAUUUACCUAUAGCUGAUAAUCCGUAUUGGAGUGGAAUGCCUUUAUUACUUUCUGGAAGUUUCGGCGUGUGUUUGCUUUGUUGCUUCAAGAAAGAGUAUCCAGGUAUGAAUCCAGGUUUCUGUUUAACAUUGACGAAGACAAUCAGUACUUUACUUGCAAUUUCGGCAUCUGUGGCGUGUGUCCUGGCAUGUAUCUCAGCAACCAUGCAUCUGGCACAUCUUAUGAGGCUAGAAUGUACACCAGCACGUGUCCUCAACGCCACGUGUGUUUGUAGGCCACGAGAACAAACAAAUGUUACGGCUAGCGAAGCAUCGGUCAAAUAUAUGGAUUUGAACUGUCCCGAAGUUGAGAGUAUUUUAACAAUACUUCUCAUCUUUUCUUCAACGUGUAAUGCUUUUGGUGCCAUCAUCGCUGGAUGGUAUAGUUAUCUUCAUUGGAGUACUCGACGAAAGAGACCAAAAUAUGUUCCUGUUAGAACGAGGACAUUCGAUUCGACCAGGUGAUAUCCGAUUAAAUUUCAAACAAUUUUUCACCAAAGUAUUCGACGAAAAAUUGUGACGUAGAGAAAGGGACCAAUCUACGUAUUUUUUAAUCGAGAAGAACUACGAGUAAUCAAAAUAUUCAAUGCAAACGAUUCAGAAAAGUACAAUGGCUAUUAACACAUUUCUUGAAUCAUUAUCGUUAUUGUCAUCGACGCACGACGCACAUGUGUACAUAAAGUACAGUAUUUAUUUAGAAAUUUCUAAUACGUUCCAUAGUACGUAUGGAAUAUCUUAAGUGCGCGUAUGUACGCGAAUACAAAUUUAUUUGUGCUCGUAUUUUCGAUCGAAAGGAAGUUUCAUCGAUUAGUUAAAUUUAUUUACGCGCACGUAUUUAUUACAUCGAAAGAACAGAACGAAAGACUUCUACUCUAUACCUCAGCGUAUUAGAUUUUAAUACAUACUUCGACACUUGCAAGCGCAUAAGCAAACAUAUUUUACGUAUAUUUUAUAGUUGAAGAAAAUUACGUGGGUUAUGGGACGAAAUAAGUUAUUGUCAGUAUUAAUAUUAUUUUAAUCAAAAUUGUGCCCAUGUUAAUUCAAUUUAAGAUUGAUGAUCAUAUUGAUAACUUUAUAAUAAUAGAUUACAUUCCUUCUUUGUGAUCA
This is a messenger RNA of Vespa crabro (European hornet), 2728 nucleotides long. RefSeq lists its product as uncharacterized. Bases 941 to 2086 code for a protein of 381 amino acids. The transcript is spliced from 8 exons. Lineage: Eukaryota; Metazoa; Arthropoda; Insecta; Hymenoptera; Vespidae. The record is from RefSeq and is a predicted model, not a curated record. Gene Ontology annotation, cellular component: sarcolemma; dystrophin-associated glycoprotein complex.